This is a messenger RNA of Onychomys torridus (southern grasshopper mouse), 1670 nucleotides long. RefSeq names its product fucose mutarotase (gene Fuom). The coding region runs from base 758 to 1258 and encodes 166 amino acids. Gene Ontology annotation, biological process: fucose metabolic process. Gene Ontology annotation, molecular function: racemase and epimerase activity, acting on carbohydrates and derivatives; fucose binding. The transcript is spliced from 6 exons. The record is from RefSeq and is a predicted model, not a curated record. NCBI's taxonomy places the organism in Eukaryota, Metazoa, Chordata, Mammalia, Rodentia, Cricetidae.
AGCAACCAGUGCUCUUAUUCCCGGAGUCUUCUCUCCAUCCUCUUGUUGGUUUCAUUUUUGUGGGUGCACUGAACACAUACUGCAGCCAUUUGUUCUGAAAGCUGGAACAGGGUUUAAGAUGCUCCGUGUGAGAUCUGUCUCAGCCCUGGGCCUAGUAUAGCUCACCCAGACCUGUGUGUGCUAGGUUCUCAUUGGUUCCAUCCUGGCAGGACAGGAUCCCACCCACAGCCCUUGGCUUCAGAGAGUUCAAGACAAUGGGAUGUGUGCAGACUGCAUCCCCAAAGGAGCUCCUCCAAGCCCUGGUGAAGCUCUCAGCUAUUUUAAACUAUUUGGUUUCUGGCCCCAGUACAAUUUAGGGGCUUUGGUUUGGUUUUGGCUUGCUUCCUAUAUAGGCCCUAAUCCCAUGAAGCCACUCACAAACUGAAGCAGAAAGCUUACCUCUCACCAUCACUGCCACCAAGUUGGGCAGCAGUGGCCAUACCAGGACCAUCUGGGCUGGGGCACUAGAGAUCCUAGGGCCAAGACUGUGCCUGACCUGUUUUCGAAGGUGCUCAUCUGGCAUUUUUGUCCUUCCCACACGGACUUGCUUCCUGAACUUUCCCACAAUCUGCCAGGCCUCAGAGAUUUGCGCGUCACCUCAUAACCAAGGGCCUAACAGCGGCUACCCAGCUGUUGGAUCCACCUCUCUUCUGGCUCCGCCCCAAUCCUUGCAGCACCGCCCUGCCCACAACUCCGGCCCACCACCAGUUCUGCAGCUAUGGUUGCGCUCAAGGGCAUCCCGAAGGUGCUGUCCCCGGAGCUGCUUUUUGCGCUUGCGCGGAUGGGGCAUGGAGACGAGAUUGGUGAGCUUGUGGAGAGCCGGCAAUGCGGACUUCUUAGCAGGGUUCUUGCAGAUGCAAACUUCCCUACUUCCUCCAUCUGCCAGUGCGGGCCUGUAGAGAUCCGAGCAGAUGGCCUGGACAUCCCACAGCUCCUGGAGGCUGUGCUGGAGCUGCUGCCCCUGGACACCUAUGUGGAAAGCCCGGCUGCUGUCAUGGAACUAGUGCCCAGUGACAAGGAGAGAGGCCUACAGACCCCAAUAUGGAACCAUUAUGAAUCCCUGCUGUUCAAAGCUGACUGCAAGAAAACUCUGAUGAAAAUAGAGAGAUUUGAAUUUUAUGAACGUGCAAAAAAGGCAUUUGCUGUUGUUGCAACUGGGGAGACGGCACUCUAUGGAAACAUCAUCCUCAAGAAGGGGACUCUUGACUGCGGACCCUGAUAGAGACCACAUGAACCCAUUCAUCAAGCCACUCCUUGACAGUACUCAGACCUGGACCCCAGCCUGGGGUUCAAGAGGUUGGCAGAUCUUGAGAGACUCUGCUGACCCUGACAGAGAUUUCCCCCUUCCCUGAUUUGUGAAAUUGAGAGGGGAAGGGAGAGCAGUCACUGUCAAUCUUUAAAGGUUUUGUACUCGGAAACCUGUCUUGUGGUGAGUUUGUGGGAGGCCAUUAGCUUCCAAAUAAGCACCCCCUCCCCAUCCUUGCUGAAUCCUCAGGUGGAAAAUCCACAUGGGGAAUAAAGCCUGGGGCUGGUUUGAGGGCUGGGAGCUGGGCAGGAGCUAGGCCUAGGUAGGGACUUGAGAGCUGGAUAGUGUCUGUGCCUGUGGCCUGGGCCUAGGCAAAGAAAGGGCU